CACUCUGCCAACGGUCUAAACUCGAAAUGAGAGGGAACAUUUUCCCGCCAUUUCCCCAUCUCCGCCUCUAAAUCUCACUCUUUUACCCUCCUUUUCAACCGCCUCCGCCACACGCUACCCAAAAACCUCCGAUCACACUCUCUAAUGGCAGACACUCCAAAGAAAUCCCUCCAAUCUCCUUCAAAGAAACCCAAACAAAUCCCCCAUUCUUCAAUCUCCAUCACUCCUCAAACCCCACUAACUCAUGACCCAACUCGCCGAUCUUCCCGCCGAUUGUCGCUCAAACAAGACCAAAUCGCCACCCCACAGAAACCCAGUUCCCAAAUUGAAAAACCCACUAAGAAAGUAUCUAAAUUUAAAGAAACCCCUAAAAAAUUAGUUAAAGAUUUAUCCAAAUCUCAAAGAAAGCCAAGAAAAAUUCAAAAAGAAUUCGAUGAAGAGGUGGCAUUCUCUCCUGCAUCACCGGAUCAAUCAGAUACCAUUAAGAAGAGGAAGAGAAGUAAUGUGGUAGAUAAGGAGACGAAAUUGACCAUAAAAGGGCAAUUGAAGAGCAAAAAUAAUUGUAAAAAGAGGGUUUAUUAUAAGAAAGUGGUGUAUGAUGGCGGGGAAUUUGAGGUCGGAGACGACGUGUAUGUGAAGAGGAGAGAUGAUGCUAGUUCUGAUGAGGAGGAGCCGGAAGUGGAGGAGUGUAGAGUGUGUUUUAAAGCAGGGAAAGCUGCUAUGCUCGAGUGUGAUUGCUGCUUAGGUGGCUUUCAUUUAAAGUGUUUGAAACCGCCUUUGAGAGAAGUACCGGAAGGGGAUUGGAUAUGCGGGUUUUGUGAGGAUAGGAAGUUGGGUAAAGAGGUUAAGAUGCCUAGUCCGCCGCAGGGGAAGAAGCUUGCUCGAACACUUAGGGAGAAGCUUCUCUCUAGUGACUUAUGGGCUGCCCAUAUUGAGAGCUUGUGGAAGGAGGUGGAUGGUAGCUAUUGGUUUAAAGGGCGAUGGUACAUUAUUCCAGAAGAGACUGCUGCUGGACGACAGCCUCAUAAUUUAAGGAGAGAGCUUUAUAAGACAAAUGAUUUUGCUGACAUUGAGAUGGAGUCUAUCAUCCGUCAUUGCUUCGUCAAGAGCCCCAAGGAAUUUGCUAAGGCAAAUACAGAAGGAGACGAUGUUUUCUUAUGUGAAUAUGAGUAUGACAUCAUUUGGCAUAGUUUCAAGCGUCUAGCUGAUAUUGAUAAUGAUGAAGAGGAUGGGGAAGCAGCUGACAGUGAUGAAGACUGGAAGUCUUCCAAGGAUGCAGAAUCUGAUACGGAUGAAGACAUUGAGUAUGAAGAAGAAAAUGGGAAGAACUUUCAAGUCAGAGCAUCGUUGGCUGCUAACUCUCGGAAGGGCAAGUUCCACGGACUUCAGAAGAUUGGGACAAAGAGAAUUCCAGAACAUGUCCGUUGUCACAAAAAGACUGAAUUGGAGAAAGCAAAAGCAACACUUUUGUUGGCAACAUUGCCCAAGUCUCUACCCUGCAGGAAUAAAGAAAUGGAAGAGAUAACAGAAUUCAUUAAAGGUGCCAUCUGUGAUGAUCAAUGUCUUGGUCGUUGCCUUUACAUUCAUGGUGUUCCCGGAACUGGCAAGACAAUGAGUCUACUUGCAGUAAUGAGGAACCUAAGAUCUGAAGCUGAUGCAGGAAAUAUACAACCGUACACUUUUGUGGAGGUUAAUGGUCUAAAGUUAGCUUCACCGGAGAACAUAUAUAGGGUUAUAUAUGAAGCAUUAAGUGGACACAGGGUUGGUUGGAAAAAGGCUCUCAAUUUGCUGAAUGAAAGAUUUUCGGAAGGAAAGAAAGUAGGCAAAGGAGAUAACCGGCCUUGUAUUCUACUCAUUGAUGAACUUGAUCUGCUUGUGACUCGAAAUCAAUCGAUUCUGUACAAUGUUCUCGACUGGCCUACUAAGCCUCAUUCGAAACUGAUUGUUAUAGGAAUUGCAAAUACAAUGGAUCUUCCAGAAAAGUUACUUCCUCGUAUUUCAAGCCGUAUGGGAAUGCAGAGGCUUUGCUUUGGACCCUAUAAUUUUCAGCAACUUCAAGAAAUAAUUUCAAGUCGUCUAAAAGGAAUUGAUGCAUUUGAAAAGCAAGCCAUAGAAUUUGCUUCAAGAAAGGUAGCAGCAAUUUCAGGAGAUGCACGCCGUGCUUUGGAGAUAUGCAGGCGUGCAGCAGAAAUUACUGACUAUCGUCUUAAGAAAUUAACUUCGGGAACUGAUUCCACCCCAGCAGGUAAAUGCCUUGUUGGUAUGUCAGAUAUUGAGGCAGCUAUUCAGGAAAUGUUUCAAGCGCCUCAUAUUCAAAUAAUGAAGAAUUGUUCUAAACUCAGCAAAAUAUUUCUCACGGCUAUGGUAUAUGAGCUCUAUAAAACAGGGAUGGGGGAGACAACCUUUGAAAAGUUGGCAACGACGGUUUCAUGUCUCUGCACAAGCAAUGGAGAAGCAUUUCCUGGUUGGGACACUCUCUUAAAAGUUGGAUGCAUGCUAGGUGAAAGCAGAAUCAUUCUAUGCGAACCAGGAGGCAGGCAUAGGUUGCAGAAAUUGCAGCUCAAUUUCCCAAGUGAUGAUGUGGCUUUUGCGCUGAAAGGCAGCAAGGAUAUACCUUGGUUGGCCAAGUUUUUAUGAUCUGAGAAGAAUACAGAAAACAGAAAACUGCAUUUUGUUGUCUCAAUUCAUCUGAACAAUUUUGACUCAUUCUUUUCCAUCAGUACAUUUUCAAUUCAUAUGUUGUUGUAAAGGCUUAAGGUCUGAAAAACUACCGACCUUUCAAAUUUUUUUCAAUUGCACCCUCACCUUGUAAUUUCUUCAAUAGCACCCUAUUUCGUAUUUUUGGCUUUCAAUAGCACCCCGACCUUGUAAAACAGUCAAUUUUACCCUAUUUUUUAUUUUUGACUUUCAAUAGCACCAUAAAUCAUCAAAUUAAACUCAUUUAUCGAGAACUUAUUUGAUUUUUUUUUAAGUUAAAGGACUUGUUUAAAAGUGUCCAAGUAGAAAAAAAUAUGAUUUCACCUUUAAAUUUAAUUUUUUUAAAAAAUUUCAUCCUUAUAGUAAUCAAAUCAUCUAAUUUUUUUAAUUUAGAGUGUUAUUGAAAGCCAGAAAUACAAAAUAGGGUGCUAUUGAAAAAAUUACAAGGUGAGGGUGCUAUUGAAAAAAACUUGAAAGGUCGGUAGUUUUUCAGACCUUAAGCCUGUUGUAAAACUGUAAUUUGGUUUGACAUUCUCCGGCAAGAAACUGUAUUCUAUUUCGAGUAUGCGAAUAAAAAGCAAUGAACAAACCAUCUAUUUAUUGAAAA
Messenger RNA from Mercurialis annua (annual mercury), 3304 nucleotides. Its product is annotated as origin of replication complex subunit 1B-like. The record is from RefSeq and is a predicted model, not a curated record. Gene Ontology annotation, biological process: mitotic DNA replication checkpoint signaling; DNA replication initiation. Bases 145 to 2637 code for a protein of 830 amino acids. The transcript has 16 exons. Gene Ontology annotation, cellular component: nuclear origin of replication recognition complex. Gene Ontology annotation, molecular function: ATP hydrolysis activity; chromatin binding; ATP binding. NCBI's taxonomy places the organism in Eukaryota, Viridiplantae, Streptophyta, Magnoliopsida, Malpighiales, Euphorbiaceae.